GGCUCGCUUGUCUUCAACAGAACACAGAACCCACCUGAUAACAGAGCUCAAGAAAUGUUCUCUCGCGCUUUCACCACCAAGAGGCUUCCUCUUCUCUUCUUCACUCCCAAAGCCCUGUUCUCCACGCACAUUGUGGGCGAAAAACCGAUCCUCGUUCGGGAUUUCAUACAUUCUGCGCUUUACGACCCAAAACAUGGCUACUUCUCUCAAAGAUCGGGGUCAGUUGGCGUGCUCGAGAAAAGCAUUAAGUUCAAUCAGCUCGAAGGUAGGAAAGUUUAUAUGAAAUACCUGGAUGAUAUAUACAAGCGGAGUGGCAUAGCAUGGUUUACUCCUGUGGAGCUUUUUAAGCCUUGGUAUGCACAUGGAAUUGCUGAAGCCAUAAUGCGAACUACUAAUCUUUCAGUUCCAUUAAAAAUAUAUGAAAUUGGUGGUGGAUCAGGAACUUGUGCGAAGGGUAUAAUGGAUUACAUAAUGUUGAAUGGACCUGCUAGAGUUUACAACAACAUGACUUACAUCUCAGUGGAAAUCAGUCCUUCAUUGGCUGAGAUACAAAGAGAAACUGUUGGAGAAGUUCGUAGUCACUUGUCAAAGUUUAGAGUAGAAUGCCGUGAUGCUGCUGACAGGAGUGGAUGGGGAGAUGUGGAGCAACAACCAUGUUGGGUAAUAAUGCUUGAGGUGCUUGAUAAUCUUCCACAUGAUCUUCUCUAUUCAGAAAAUCAAGUUUCUCCUUGGAUGGAAGUAUGGGUUGAGAAGCAACGUGAUAGGGAAACACUCUCUGAGUUGUAUAAGCCAUUACAAGACUCCCUAAUUAAGCGGUGCGUUGAGAUUAUUGACUUGGACAAAAAUCAUAGCAGUCAAAGUAGUGCAAUAAAAAUGGCAAGAAGCAUUUGGUCUAAAGUUUCUCCCAAACCUCGAAGGUGUUGGCUACCAACCGGUUGCUUGAAACUGCUAGAGGUAUUGCAUGAGGUGCUACCGAAGAUGUCUUUGAUUGCUUCAGACUUUAGUUACCUACCUGAUGUGAGGAUACCGGGCGAAAGAGCUCCAUUGGUUUCAACCAAGGCAUAUGGAAGAAGCUUGGACUAUUGCAGUUAUCUGGAUGCAAAGGGUGAUGCUGACAUAUUUUUCCCCACCGACUUUUGGCUUUUGGAAUGUAUGGACCAUUACUGUUCUGGAUGGUUGAAAUUGCACAAAGAUCAAUCAUCCAAGCAAGGGAGGAAGAGGCGUACUAUUACACUUGAUACGUCUUCAUUCAUGGAAGAGUUUGGCGUGCCAUCAAAGACAAGAACGAAGGGUGGAUACAACCCACUUCUCGAUGACUUUAAGAAUACAAAGUUUUAUCUUAGCGUCCCAACACAUAACACUAAAUAGACGGCUGGCAUGCGUCAUAACAAAUUCCUGAUAUCUGGCAACCGCACCGCUAUUUCCAUGGAUGCUUUCUGGUUGAGAAUAUCUGGCCGUGCUUAGGCUUUGAAGAGAGGGAUGAGAGUUCUGUUGGCAUCCAAGAAUUGAUUUGAUGGAGUACUCUUUGAAGAGAAGGGCACUUGCGAUGCAUGCACUAGAUGAGAAGCAAGAUAUGCAGAGGUGGGCUUGCGCAUAAAAUGGAGGGCUCUGAUGGCUAUACCCUUUCAAACUAUGCUAUCAAGGCUACCAACAUUUUCAGCAUUUCAACAUUUCUUCAACCUUGUCAAUUCAUAAAAAGCAUACUUUCUCAACAGGUGUUUCAUGGCAAUUUAUGCAAUCUAUGCAAUUAUAUGUUACAUGCUACAGAAAUAUGAGUUAAGGCGCACAAAUUAUGGCCGUCCAUUACUCAAAAUACACUAAUAAACACGUUACGUUAGUCAGUUUGAAA
Molecule: messenger RNA, 1849 nt
Organism: Alnus glutinosa
Lineage: Eukaryota; Viridiplantae; Streptophyta; Magnoliopsida; Fagales; Betulaceae
Exons: 14
Coding region: 55-1368 (437 amino acids)
Cellular component (GO): mitochondrion
Molecular function (GO): protein-arginine omega-N symmetric methyltransferase activity
Source: RefSeq, a predicted model, not a curated record